UUUUUGAUCGCCAAAUCGUGCCAAAAGGCAACUCCACAAGAUACUGGCAAAGGCGGCGGGCACAUCAUCCUCAUGGCCGGCAGCAGCACCUUCCUUCUACGGGCGUUGGAGGCGACCAUCGUGCUGAUGGAGGGUCUUCUUCUACCUCUAGAAGUGUUCCUCCUUCUUCUCUUCAAGUCCACGCCGCUGGCGUACACGAACGACCAGUCCACCGUGCACCACUUUCCACUGGAAUCUUCGCACGACAUCAGUGGCGGCGGUAAACAGAGUGAAUCUUACAUGAAAUCUCGCGCGCCCGAGUCGAAAAUGUCGGCAUUGCCACUUCUGCGUCGAGCCAUGACUUGGGAAGAAAAGUUUGCGCAGUACGUCACCGACAUAGGGUCGCCGACGCGGAGCAUGUGGAGCGAUCCGUCCGCGGCCGCCGUCUUGGUGCGCGGGCCAACGUAUCUCAACGACAGCAUCAAGAUCCGCACAGGCCCGAGCUUCGGCAAGUUGGUCCACGUCGACGUGUGGAAGGCGACGGCCGCUCGACCUGGUCGGAUCGACCACAUCGCAGAGUUGGACUUAGCGAGGCCCAUUAGCAUUUUGCGGUACUUUCAACAGGAACAUACGGCUGACACGGUGUUUGUACUCAACUUCCAGGUACCCGGCACCCCGUUCGUCCAUGUCGUGUGCUACUGGCUCGUGUCAGCUACAGACAUUGCGCGGCACGGUCCUUUUGCGCUGCUUUGGACCCAGUUCCGAGCUGCCAUCGACGCCAACACCCCCGCCUUCUGCAAUGACCGCUUUAAGCUCAUUCCGGCGCUGGUGGCCGCGCCUUGGCUGGUCAAGGUCACCGUGCCCCAGAAGCCGGCGCUCGUCGGCAAGAAACUCACCCAGCGGUACCAUUCUGGACGCAACUACAUCGAGGUGGAUAUGGACAUCCCGUCCAGUACCAUCGCCGCCAACGUCGUGGGGCUGUGUCGAGGGUACGCCACGCAGGUCGACGUCGACCUCCACGUCACCCUCCAAGGCGACUCGCCCGCCGAACUGCCGGAAAACAUCUUUGCAUCCGUCCGGUUCUCAAAACUGGACUUUGCCCACGCCCAAGACGUCCCGACGUACUAGUAGUAGACAUAGCUAUUAAUAGUAGGCGUGGCUAGUAGUAGUAAGUACUAUUAAUAGCUGCUCGUUGUUGAGACGAAAUACUGUAUAUUGCCAUCA
Molecule: messenger RNA, 1203 nt
Organism: Aphanomyces astaci
Lineage: Eukaryota; Oomycota; Saprolegniomycetes; Saprolegniales; Verrucalvaceae
Exons: 2
Coding region: 73-1107 (344 amino acids)
Source: RefSeq, a predicted model, not a curated record